Molecule: messenger RNA, 7423 nt
Organism: Apus apus (common swift)
Lineage: Eukaryota; Metazoa; Chordata; Aves; Apodiformes; Apodidae
Product: glypican-5-like
Exons: 10
Coding region: 1-1818 (605 amino acids)
Biological process (GO): cell migration; positive regulation of canonical Wnt signaling pathway; regulation of protein localization to membrane
Cellular component (GO): plasma membrane; cell surface; extracellular region
Source: RefSeq, a predicted model, not a curated record
AUGGCCGCCGAGGGGAGCCGCGGGGUCCUGGGGCUGUGGCUGCUGGCGGCGGCGGGGCUGUGCGGCGGGGUGGCGGCGGGCAAGUCCCCUAGCUGCCACGAAGUGCGGACGGCGUUUCAGGUGCGGCAGAUCGGGCCUCUCAAGCUGGUCCCCGACGUGCCCACAGCUGAGUCAGAUUUACAGAUAUGUCAACAUCGAGCACCAACGUGUUGCACCAAAAAGAUGGAAGAAAGCUACCAGGCAGCUGUUCGAAGGGAGAGGACUCAAAGUAUCCAGGCACUGAACUUUGAACUGAAGUACAUGAUUGUUGGUCAUAUUACAGCUUUUCAAGAGGCCUUUGAGUCUUUGCUUCACUUUGCUGAAAACCGCACAAGUUCCCUGUUUGAGACAGCUUACAGACCUAUGGCAAAAGAGGCAGCAGAGCCUGUUAAAGAACUUUUUACAGACAUCUCUCUCUACAUUCUGGGUGCAGAGACUACAGUGGAAAGUGCAGUACUACGGUUCUUUGACAGUCUUUUUCCUCUGGUGUAUAGCCGGCUAAUAAACCCAGGAAUUACAGAUUUAUCAGAGGACUAUACAGAGUGUCUACGGCUUACAAGGCAAGACAUAAAUCCUUUUGGACGCUAUUCUAAAAACAUGGUUACAGAGCUGUCAAAAUCUCUUUGGGCAAGUAGGGUGCUGAGCCAGGCCCUCAGUCUGGGCAUUGAAGUGAUAAAUACUACUGAACAUGCAGCUCUCACGAAGGAAUGCAGCAGAGCUCUAGUGAAGAUGCAAUACUGCCCGCACUGCCAGGGCCUGACACUCAUCAGGCCCUGUGUCGGAUAUUGUCUAAAUGUAAUGAGGGGCUGCUUGGCCAGUGUGUCAGAACUGGAUGCACAAUGGAGGGAGUAUAUCUCCACGCUGGAGUAUCUGACUAAUGAAAUGGCUGCCUCACAUGAUCUGGAAAUUGCCCUGACGGGAAUCCGGAACUCCAUCAAUGAAGCCAUCCUGCAUGCCCAGUUGAAUGGACCACAGCUCUCUGCUACCGUUGAUAAAGUGUGUGGACAGCCCAAACAACAAGAAGGGAACCUGUCAUCAGACAAGAUAGUGCCAGUGAAGGAAGUGACUGAAACACAGACAUUCGUCAUGGCUCAUGCUAGUCUGAACAAUAAAAGAAGUUCUCUGCCUCUGAAAGCUUCAAAGAAUGACAAAUCAAGAAGUUUGAAAAAAAUCUCUCGAGAGUUCAUCAAUUACAUGAAGCGAUCCCGAACCUUUUAUGCCUCCAUAGCAGAAAGGCUGUGUGAUGGGGACCUGGUGAUGAGAGACAGCUCAACUUGCUGGAAUGGAGAGGAUGUUGUAGAAAGUUACACCAGCAGAGUUGUUUCCAAUGGACUGAAGGCACAAAUUAAUAAUCCAGAACUGAAAGUCAGAGGAUUGGACCCACUUAUGAGUAAUUUGAUUGAUAAACUCCAGCACUUCAAUCAACUGGAUGCUGAGAAGACAAAAUUAAAACUGGAAAGAUGGGCUUCCCGAGAUGCUGGCAGUGGGGGCGGAAGAAGUGAAGAGAUGGAGUCAAGCGGGGAUUGUGAUGAUGAGGAUGGCUGUCAAGGAUCUGGGGACAGGAUUCACACAGCAGAUAUAUUCAAGGACAAGAAAACCCAUCCAGAAAACAGAAAUGAACCAAAACCAACUGUGAAAAAGAUUGACACCGCAACCACCACAAGCACUGUCAAGUCAUCCUCUAAACACAGUGUAACUAGAAAUGGGAGCAAUCCAGCCCCAAGUUCCUGGCUUCUCAUUGCAACAGCACUGGCAGUUCUGUGGCAUUGGCCACUGUAGCUGCCUUGCCUUGCAGCCGCUGCGCCAGCAUCGCUGUCAUUUGUACCUACAGCCUUACCCACCCCAAAACAAAUGUACAUGGCUCUCUAGUUUAUGUGAUAUGUUAAAAUAAAUAUUAAACAAUAUGCCAGAGUUGGCAGAUACCAAGUGUCAUCACUUGCAGUAUCUGAAGAUAGACUUUGACAAAGCCCACCCAGGAUAAAGAGGGAAUGAUGACAAGGUUCUGAAUAGCUUAAGUUAUGGGGUAGAAGUAAUUGAAAACACAGAAAUUGUAUUUGUGUGUGUUAUUGGUUUUCUUUAUUUCAUUCACUGGAAUCUGACUGGCUGGUUUUGUUUGUUUAAUUUUUCUGAUAAAUUAUAUGAAUGGUCAGUCUUCAAAGUCAAGUCAAUACAUACUUUAUUUUUCUAGUGAACAGCUAACCAUGUCUACAGUUGUAAACCAUGUUAAAGUGAAGUAUUCUCUACCAGCUUGAUGAAAUUCCUAAGUGGUCAAGAAGAUCAAAGCAUGUUUGAAACUUCUUUUCACUCUUACUGUUUAGAUUGUAGGAAGCAACAUAAAAGCAUAUGGUGUGUCUAAUAUAUCAGUAUAGUUGCCUUAACUAUGGAAAAAAUUAGAAACACUUUGUUUUUCUGAGGGAUAUAGAUAGUGAUUUUCCCUGCCCCACAAAAUGCCAUUACCAGAUGCUUAAGCAUAUGCUCAAGGCUUAUUGGAUGAAUGUCCAGCAACAGGAAACAUAAAUAAACAUAAUAAUGUUUUAUCCAGUUGAAUGCAGCUCUGUACAGAGAAAAAAAGAUAAUUCUGUUCAAAGUUACUUUGCCCAUCUGAUGUUAAAGAGAAACUGACUUAAAUAUUCCACAAAGGUCCCAGAGAUCUAAAUUAUAGUGAACUGCCAUUAGACUCUAACUGGAUCCUGUGCACUGUCAGUUUCUGAAAUCAACUGUUUCAUAGACUGUGUAUUAUUUAAUUACAAUUAAUGUUUAAAAUUUUCUAUCAUAGUAGAUGUAAAUGUAAAGCAAUCUGAAAUUUGGAACAUUCUCUGUUAUGUAUCAUCUUGAUUGCUACCCUAGAAAAUGUCAAAAUGUGCAUUAUAGUUCAAUGCUAUUUCUUUUUUAAUCUGUUUUAACUUUUCGGGUGAAAAAGUACUAUAAUAACUUCUAGCGGGUUAAGAGUUAACGUGCAUUUUCCAAAGCUGUUUACAGUGCCAUUGAAUACAUAUAUACAAACACAACUGUAUGAAUACAGUGUUUAAUAUGAUAAAUAUAUGAAACAUUAGAAUUGUUAUAUUUACUAUCUUUCAUAACUACUAGAACAGUUUCAUGGCCAUUUUCAUUAUUAUGUACAGUUUUAUAAGAUUUAAUGUAAAACACUUGCCUUUUUGUAAAACAUCUCUUUGAUACUUAGGAGUUACACAGCCACUGAUAUAACUCCAAAGAAGAAUCCUGUAUCUUACUGAACAACUUCAGGCAUUUUAUCAGCAACUUUGAUUAUAAAAGACAGCCUGGCUCAGAGAAAGCACCGUGUGCCAGUGUUACUACUGGAUGUCAUUAUACAGAAAGUGGCAGUGAUACAGAACAAGCAUAUACUGGGUUAAGCCCUGUCUUCCAGUGUGCCAGGUCAUUGGAUAAGGAGCUGUGAUUCUGAUCUCUCACUCGGUGAUGAACCUUUCAAGGUACAAAUAUCUGUCUGAGCUUGAUAAGGGCAACACAAAUGAUGAUGUCCAGCUGCAUUGAUUUCAGAGGCUCUGUGCAUGGGUAUCUGGCUAUGAAAUUCACAUCUCUUUGAUCUUUUAGAUCAGAUCUUUAUUUAAUGGAUUCCUACUUUCACCAAGACUGGAAAGUGUAUCAGAAUUUUGACUCUCUAAUCCAGUAUUGGUCUUCUCAAUAUUGUCCAAAUGGAUGUUAUGCACAGACUUCAUAUUAAUGUUAGAUGAGCCUUUUUGCCUAAUUUACUGAGCCAUUCUUUGUUAGUGUUAGACAUGAUUGGGUUUAAGGGAGAUCUAUCUGUUCAUGUGAAAGGAGCUGAAACAUACUAAAGUGACAUAAUAAGUAAGACAGAAAUCCAGAAAGUCUCUAUGUUACUGAACUAGACUCUUCACAUUAAACAGAUUUUAAGAUUUAGCUGAAAAAUACUUUCAAAAUUUCAUAUCUAGCACAAUGGCAAGGGAAUGUCAGCCUUGUAUCCAAAAUCCAUAGUCUACCCAUUUUUUAAGUGGGAGUUCAUUGAUACACAUGCUUUCCUCAUGUCUCUUUUUAGGUCUGUAGAAAUAGGAGAUACAUUCCCUAAAAUGUAUCCUGCACAUUGAGCAUCACAGCAUCAUUAAGUGCUUAAUGUUACAACCAGCCAAAAACAUGGGAGAGUAAUUUUCAUUUACAGCAUUCAAUAUCUUAGUGCUUCUUGUAAGGACACACAGUAUGUGUGUUAACAAAAAGUGAAAGGUCUUGCACUCAGUGUCAUGAUUAUAGCUGUGGCAUGUCAAAAAGAACAUGAUAAUGUCUUCUUCCCAUAGCCUCAGAAGUCCAGAAUUAUUCCUAGUACUGAAUUCUGGUUUCUACUGUCACACUCUAAAGAACUACAUUUUAAUUGUAUUAAAUAUUAAGCCACUCAAAAAAUAAAUACUGGUCAAGAGAUUGUAAUAAGUAGAUCGUAAACUCAGAAUAGUAUCACACAUUUAAAACAGAGAAUAUUCCUAGGUAAGAAAUCCCUCCUGGACCAGAACAAUUUUUCAAGGCCCUCUCCCUUCUCCAGAUUAAUCACCAUCCCCUUCCACUUCUGUACAGCACAAUAUGAAGACAGACAAUAUGAAGAGGCUGGUCCACUGAAUUCAGGAAAGUGAACUGAAACUAUUGCUGCAUAGUGAAAUCUCCAAGUAUCUUACUUAAAGUGGGCCUCCUUUUGCUGGUUCUGAGGUAGGCAUUCAGACUGCAUGUGCAGUUGCUUACAUUCUUUUUCAGUAAAUAGCCAUUGUUGCUGCAGCUUUCAGAGAAGGCUGCUGGACACAGUGAAGCAGUGUUUUUGGGUUGCUCCCAUGUCAUUGAGAUCAGAUUCAGUCCUUAAAAUAGACUGGUUUAGACCGUCAGGUUAAUACCAACAUUGCAGUGAUUUCCCUCCAUUAAAAUAAUGUAAUCCCUUUUCAAGGGAAGGGCUCACAAAAGAGAGGCCACUGAUGCUUUCAUGAGGUGCAUAAAGUACCUCAUUAAAUAGCCAGUAAAAACCAUGGGGUGGCUGUUUUGUUUUUUUUUUUAUUUCUGUGCAGAAAACAUUAAUACUACCUUGCAAAAUUAUGCAGUUUGCACUUAAUCAUUUCAAUUAAUCUUUAGUAAAUUACCCAGUACUUUGUAAUUAUAAUAUUUGCAACUAAUUUAGUGCCAUCCUAAAAAUCAUUCAAUGCAUAAUAUAAGCAAUUAACAUUUAUUCAGGUUUUUCCUGUUGCAGGGAGAUAUAUAAAUUAUCCUCAGUGGCCUUUCUGUACACCUAAUUAGCACCUGUUUGAAUUAUUCUACAGGCUAUGGACAUUUAAUUUGAAAAAUAAAUGUGUUGCUAGUUUUGUGAACUCCUUGCAAAUGCAUAGUUGUAAAAAUUACUUUUCAGUGGAAUACAAAAACAUGUUUUUGUGUCUUCUGGGUUCAUGAGCUAGGCUAGGCUUUUAGCCCAUUGUACCUAGAAUAGGUACUGGCAAUUUUAAUGCAUUUAAAAUGGAAAUAGUCAGGUACCUGUUUCUCAUAAUUGAGUACAGUAUCCCAGAUUUGUUGCCUGGCCUAUUCAGUAAUAAAAAAAGGAAAGCAAUAAGACAUGAAGAAUAUAGAUACUAGUGUAAGUUUCGCAUAUCUGUAUAUGCAAAUACAGUUAGGAAGUUUUACUAAUCAGAGACUAAAAAGCAUUUCUAUGCUGGAGUGUCAAGGAUACUGUGUUAAAGUUGGGGAAAUGAAACCACAAGCUCCUAAGUAAGCUUCUAGAUACUAAUUUUCUAUUUAACUGCACAGUAUAUUGAGGAAGAUCAUUUGAUCUUUCUAAAAAAAAGAUCUGAAAAAAACUUUCUAAGAAGAAUGCCAGUAUCCAAUCAUGGACCACUGAUCAGAUAGUAUCUUGAUGCCUGAAAAAAUAUCUGUAACACAUGGGAUGCCGUGAGUCUUCUGGCAUUUUCCCUUUCCAGGGGCACGGAUGGGGCCUCUUCCAGAAGCAGGUGGUAUGAUAUGGGCCUACAAGGAGAUAUUCAUACUGUGACUAUCUCCUAGGGUAGAAAAUCUUUCUCAGAGAAGAUUUGCUGAUACAGAUCAGGCCUUGAGGCAGAUGAAGUUGGAUUUUUCUGUUUCGUGUUAAAACAUAGGAUCCAGGUCUUAAACUGGCCUCAAAAACCUAAUUGAGACUCAGUGGAGAGAAGAGAUGAUCACUUUGAUGUUUGCAGAGAAGCUUAAGCAGCAGAGAAGGCAAGCAGCCAUAUUCUGCUUCAGCUGUAUAUUGCAUUCAGUUUCUGAUAAAAUUACCUGUGAGUGUUUAGAUUCGCAGUGUUAAAUUCAUGAGCUACUGUAGCCUGAUGUUCUUUUAUGGAGAAAAAAUGAAAUUUUCUCCAAAGCAGAAACAAAAAGAAGGCUUUUUUUUAUUUUUAUUUCAUGUUAUGGUAAGCAUCCAGCUUGGAAACCAAACCAGAAUGUUGGGCCUCACAAAGACAUGGAUUCCCCUGAGCAGGGCCCUUCCUGGUGCAUGGUGUGGUAACAGUGCCAGGGUUGGUCUGCUUGUCGUGAAAGAGGAUGUCUACCCUUUGGCUCUUUUUUGGGACUUGAGAAAAGCUAGUUUGUGGCUUAAAGAUGACAAAAAGUUUAUAGGCAAAAGUUGUCGACAUGUCCACAAAGCAGUGAAGAAAGCACUAAGACAUUUAAUGGUGGUCUUGAAAAACGAGAAGACUGAAAUAUUUGAAUUAUUUGAGGUUUUGCAUUAGGGAUGAACAACAGAGUUGAAACCUACUCCCCAAAUACUGCAGUUGGAUAUGGGAGCAGGCUAAGGUAGCAGCAAUACUUUAUAAAAUGUUUAUUGUAUCUCACUUAUUAUAUGGGGCAGUAUUCCAAUAAAAAUGAAGCCAUUACACUAUGCUAAACCUUGCAUCAUACAACCAUUUACUGUACUUUGAUAUCAGAACUAAUAUCGAAUGUUUACACUACACUGGGUAGAAAUUCUGGUAAAAUAUGUGCUUUGUCAUUUAGUUUUUUAAAUAAUUAGAUUACGGCCUCCUAGUGUUUUUUAGUUCAUUUUAUUUUACAGGAAUUAUUAGGCCACUUACAUUUGUAUUUUACAUUAGUUGCAUCCUGGGUAUUUUAAGUUUCACAAUAGAUUCGUUUUGCCCUAAGCUGUGUUCAAGUUCUAACAAUUAUUUCUAUUUCUCAAGCAUGUUUUAUUUGCAGUAUAUCUGCUUAUAUUUUUAUUGAAUAAAUUUGUCAAUUUUCUUCAAUUUGUUUUCAGCACUGAAUAUAAUAAAGGUUAUUUUAAAAAGCAGUCUGAAAACAAUGUCUUAAAAGAAGAACAAGGCAACUUUAAAAAGUUAAAGGAAACUGUGUUUUGUAAAGGACAGUAAACUAUGAAUGGGAAUAAAAAUAAAUAAACCACAGCAGGAAA